This is a messenger RNA of Funneliformis geosporum, 1746 nucleotides long. Lineage: Eukaryota; Fungi; Glomeromycota; Glomeromycetes; Glomerales; Glomeraceae. The record is from the annotation of a GenBank genome assembly.
AUGUAUAAAAAGAAAAGUGAUUCUCAAGAAAUAAAACAAACUAAUGCUGCUCUGCAAUGUUUUAAACAAGCUAAAGAAGCUUUAAAAAAUAACGAUCUGUUAAAAGCACGAGAAUUGUUUACAAGGGCAAUUAAUUUGAAGUCGAAUUAUAUCCCAUUCUACGAUUGCCGUGCUUCGACGUAUGAAAAGCUCGGUCAAUUAGAAGCUGCUUUACAAGACGCGUUAUCUAUGAUUAAAUUGGACAAAACCUCAGUAAAAGCUUAUCUUCGCGCUGGCAAAGUUUAUAGAUUAUUGAAUCAGACUUCUAAUGCAAUUAAAAUUUAUAAUGUUGGAUUGUCACUUGUUAUUACCAAAGAUCAAUAUUACGAGUUGCUUCAAAAACAAAGUGAAGAUUUGCAGAAUAAAUUGCGUAAUAAAUUGCGUCAGUCUGAUUCUUCUAAUACAUAUGACAUGAUGUGUAUUCUUCCACCAGAACUUAAAGAUGAUAUUUUAAAAAGACUUCCUUUUACAAAUCUUUGCAAAGCUUCAGCCGUAUCUAAAACCUGGAGAAAAUACAUUCUCUCUUCAGAAAUUUUAUGGCAUAAUUUGGAUUUUGAGAGACCAUUUUUUAAUACUCUCAAUGAUAAUAUAAUCCGUGUUUACGUUAAACGAGGUGGAAGACGUGUAAAAAAAUUGAUUUGUGGUGACUCUCCAAAAUUAACUGACAAAACUUUGAAGAUUCUUAGAGAAGCUCAAUGUGACCGUUUACAAUAUAUAGCGAUCUCAAAUUCAAAUGUCACCGAUGAAGGCAUAAGAGCAUUUAUUAAAACAGUUGGUUUAGAUUUGAAAACAAUAGAAUUUUCAAAAUCUGACAUCACAAAUAUGACAUUAUCUGUCAUAUUGUCGAAAUGUAAACAACUGGAAUCUUUGAAUUUAUCUUUCUGUGAAAGCUUGACUUCGGAAGCAUUCAAUCCAGCGCUCGUGGAUAAUAAGGCUUUAAAAUUGAAGAAUAUAAACUUGCAAUGUCAUGGCCAAAUAAAGGGAAAUGUGAUUGAUUAUUUGAGUUUAUUAUUUCCGAAUCUUGUUCAUCUUGAUUUGGCUGGAAUUAGUGGAUUAACUACCAAGUCUAUAGUUAGUUUAACCAGUUUUAAGGAUUUGAAAUUCCUGCAGAUAACAGGCGAUUUGCCAGUGGAAGGGACUCUUUCAUUAGAAGAUGCUUUUGAGGUGUUCAUUGGAAUUUGCACACAACUUAAUUCCUUUAGUUUAAAGGAAUGUCAAAGCUUAACAGAUAAAUGUAUCCGAAAAUUGGUUCAAUCAUGUGACGAUUUGAAAGAGCUCGAUUUUACAUCUAGUAUCUAUUUGACAGAUGAAACAAUGUGUCUUAUUGGAAAUUAUUGUGAACAAUUAAAAGUCUUGCGCAUUGGAAAAUCUCCGGGAAUAACUGAUGUCGGUGUUAUAAAAGUUAUGAAGUCAGGUUGUGGAUCUUUAUUAGAAGUGAUCGAUUUACAAAGUAAUUCAAAUAUUACCGAUAAAACUUUAGAAGUAAUGGGUUCACAUGCCAAAUGUUUAAGGGAAGUUAACUUCAAAUGGUGUAAAAACGUUACUGGAAGUGGUGUUGGACCUUUGGUCAGGCAAUGUGGCAACACUCUGAAACACUUGAUCUUACAAGAAUGUUAUAAUGUUGCUCCUGAUGCGAUAGAGUUAGCUAGAAAAAUUCUUGGUAAAAAUGGUGGAUUAGUUAGUUAUGAGUUUCGGGGAAGAUUUUAA